AUGACGCCUAGCAUAUCGGAUAUUGAUGCCCGACCAUGGGUGCUUGACGGGGGCCAUGAAGUACACCCAUGGCCGCCAGAGGCGAGGCCGAUACCUGCACAUCUUGAUACGUUGCCUUCCGAGGUCCUAUUGCAGAUUUUGGACCACCUGGAUGUUUGUGAUCUAAUGUCUACGUCACGGGCCAACCACCACCUCCGAGCUCUGUCAUUAAGCCCGAUUUUGCACUACUAUCGGCUCCAACGAACAAGACUAAUCCUUCCUCCUCUACUGACUCCCCCACACCGUCCACGCCUUUCUGAUCUCAUCGAUAAAUCCAUCUUUGUCACGCCAACAUCGGUGAUUUCCAAGCGUCUUGCACGCUCUCUUGUAUCGAUCCGACUCUCUAGACGCCUCGCCUCUCGGCCAUCUCCAGUAACUCUGGUUCAGCGUGCCGUACUGCCUCCAGAAUGCGUACCCGGCAUGACUACUGUCCAUGUCACCCCUGCUCUUGUAGCUACACGACGGAGCAUCGAGAAAGAGAGAGUCAAAGACGGCCUCCGACGAUGGAUCGCAUCCAAGUGGAAAGGUCAAGUUCAGCAGAGGGAAGAAAAUGCCAAGCAGCACGAUGAGCUCCGUGGAGUAGGCAGAGUCUGGAAGCUCACCAGGUUUUGGGAGAGUGUGAGCAAAGGCGAAAGAAUGCCGGCGUGA
Molecule: messenger RNA, 687 nt
Organism: [Torrubiella] hemipterigena
Lineage: Eukaryota; Fungi; Ascomycota; Sordariomycetes; Hypocreales; Clavicipitaceae
Source: the annotation of a GenBank genome assembly